Messenger RNA from Apiotrichum porosum, 342 nucleotides. RefSeq lists its product as uncharacterized. Lineage: Eukaryota; Fungi; Basidiomycota; Tremellomycetes; Trichosporonales; Trichosporonaceae. The transcript has a single exon. Bases 1 to 342 code for a protein of 113 amino acids. The record is from RefSeq and is a predicted model, not a curated record.
AUGAUCCGCCCUAGCGGACGACGAUCCGCCAUUGCCUAUUCGGCCUCGGCAACGUCCAUUGGCAGCAAGCGGACGAAUGUCCGCCCUGCGUCAGCGGGUCAGCAGCGCCAGAGCGAAUGCAGCCCUGACAGCUGCACGGCUCAGAAGCAGACGACUAACAUCGGGGCAGGCCAUCGCUUUCCCGCACAUCCCAUCCUCGCAGUUGAUUUGAGGGCGGACACCCAAGCGGACACCCAAGCGGACUCCCCAGCGGACCCCCAGAGGACCCCCAAAGGACCCCAAGCUGACCCCGCAGAGGUGAUGUGGGCGUCGUACAGCGUCGGUUAUGCCCCGCUGCGAUAG